UAAAAACUCUCAAGGAAGGAGGGAUAGAAGAAAAAGUGGCAACAAAAAGCAUCACAUGGUCUCCGCAGCCAACAGCGCACGAGCUUGAGGAAUGAGAAGUCAACCGACAUGGCUUCUUCUGGGAUCUGAGAAGAAUAUCUAGCAGCACCCACACCUAUCGGCGUCGAGCAGAGCUUCACAGCCACUCAAAACCUGAUCUGCUUUCUGCUUCAUAUCCCUCCUCAAAUUGAGGAUCUUUUGAUUGAUGCCGCAAAAUGGGAACUUGUUUCAGCAAGAAGAACAAGACUAGACAAGUUACUAGUGGCGGUGGCCAUGUUGUUGGGGGUAGGAAUGGGAGGGCAGGAAUUACUGGUGGGUACCAACCAGUGAGUGAAGGCCAUAAUCACAAGGCACCCCAAACUCAUGCCCAACCCCAAGCACAACCCGAAAGACCCUUCAACCCGCCGCCCCAGUCCAAUACAACCCCAGUUUAUGUCCCUGAAAAACCCUCACAGCCUCCUGUUGUUAGGGCUCCUGUUCAGAGAACUGAACCGAACAGUAUAUUGGGGAAGCCCUUUGAGGACAUCAAGGCACACUACAGUCUUGGGAAGGAACUGGGGAGGGGUCAGUUUGGGGUAACUUAUCACUGCACUGAGAAUUCGACCGGACGAGCAUAUGCUUGCAAGUCUAUACUAAAAAGGAAGCUUGUGAGUAAGAAUGAUAAGGAGGAUAUGAAGAGAGAGAUUCUGAUAAUGCAGCACUUGAGUGGGCAACCAAAUAUUGUGGAGUUCAGGGGCGCAUUUGAGGAUAGGCAGUCGGUGCACUUGGUGAUGGAGCUUUGUGCCGGCGGGGAGCUGUUUGAUAGGAUCAUUGCCCGCGGGCAUUAUUCUGAGAGGGCCGCUGCAGAUUUGAUUAGACAGGUUGUGAAUGUGGUUUAUAUUUGCCAUUUUAUGGGGGUUAUGCACAGGGAUCUCAAGCCCGAGAAUUUCUUGCUAAGCAACAAGGAUGAGAAGGCCAUGCUCAAGGCUACUGACUUUGGUCUCUCUGUUUUCCUGGAAGAAGGAAAAGUUUAUCGGGACAUAGUUGGGAGUGCAUACUAUGUUGCUCCAGAGGUGUUGAGGCGUAGUUAUGGGAAAGAAGCGGAUGUUUGGAGUGCUGGUGUGAUUUUAUAUAUUCUUCUGAGUGGUGUGCCUCCAUUUUGGGCUGAAACGGAAAAGGGGAUAUUUGAUUGUAUACUGAAAGGAGAUAUUGAUUUUGAGAGUGAUCCUUGGCCAACAAUAUCAAGCGGUGCCAAGGACUUGGUUGGGAAAAUGCUGACGCUGGAUCCAAGAAAGAGGAUUACUUCUGCACAAGUUCUUGAACAUCCAUGGCUUAGAGAAGGGGGAGAGGCUUCAGACAAGCCUAUUGAUAGUGCUGUACUUUCCAGGAUGAAGCAGUUUAGGGCAAUGAACAAGCUUAAGCAACUCGCGCUGAAGGUUAUUGCUGAGAACUUGUCUGAAGAAGAAAUAAAAGGACUUAAAGCUAUGUUUGCAAAUAUUGAUACUGACAACAGUGGUACUAUUACAUAUGAAGAAUUGAAAAGUGGACUGACUAGGCUUGGUUCCAAACUGUCUGAAGUUGAAGUCAAGCAACUUAUGGAAGCUGCUGAUGUGGAUGGAAAUGGAACAAUUGACUAUAUUGAGUUCAUUACUGCAACAAUGCAUAGACAUCGACUUGAAAGAGACGAACAUCUCUACAAAGCGUUUCAACAUUUUGACAAGGAUCAUAGCGGAUUCAUUACAAGAGAUGAACUCGAAAGUGCUAUGAAGGAGUAUGGUAUGGGCGACGAGGCAACUAUCAAAGAAAUCAUUGCUGAAGUGGACACCGAUAAUGAUGGAAGGAUCAAUUAUGAUGAGUUUUGUGCAAUGAUGAGAAGUGGAAUGCAACCACAAUCUAAGCUUCUUUAAUGGGCCGAGGCAGGAAUCCUCUUAGCCUGAUGCUGUGAUUUAAAUUUCACGUAAUAAUUUAUUUACAUUAAAGUUCAUGUUUUUUGUGUGAUUCAUUUCUGACAUCUUUUGAGUGGCUGACUUGAGAUGGAAACCGGGGUAGCCUGAGGCACUGUGGUGUAAAUUACAUUUUCUGAGUAUUAUAAUGGAGUAAUGUGUGCAUAUAUAUUUUCUAGUUCCUUUUUCCUUUGUAACUUUCUUUUUAUGUAACAUUGUUCUAUUAAUAUUCUACCUGUAGAAUAAGCUCUGUGGAUAAGUGGGAUCAGUGAUUGAGAAUAUUUAAUAAAGUAUCUUUGCUUGUUUUGAGAAUUGAGGUGCC
Messenger RNA from Cuscuta epithymum, 2283 nucleotides. NCBI's taxonomy places the organism in Eukaryota, Viridiplantae, Streptophyta, Magnoliopsida, Solanales, Convolvulaceae. The record is from the annotation of a GenBank genome assembly.